UCCUCCUUUCCACAAAAAGCUAAGAACAACUAUCCCAAGAUCCAUUUCUUUCCAAAGAGAGUUGUUUUCCAAAUUAGUAAAGGAAAGCAGAAGAAGAAACCCUAGAAUUAGUGAGGAGGAGAUGGGGAGGGGCAAAAUAGCAAUUAGGAGGAUCGAUAACUCGACGAGCAGGCAGGUGACCUUCUCGAAAAGGAGAAGUGGGCUGCUCAAGAAGGCUAAGGAGUUGUCAAUCCUGUGUGAUGCUGAGGUUGGAUUGAUUGUGUUUUCCAGCACUGAGAAGCUCUAUGAUUUUGCAAGUACCAGUAUGAAAUCGGUGAUAGAAAGAUACACGAAGCUUAAUGAGGAGAAUUACCCUCUCAGCAAUCCUACUUCUGAGAUCAAGUUUUGGCAAAGGGAAGCAACAAGCUUGGGGCAACAGCUGCACUACUUGCAACAAUGCCACAGGCAGCUUUUAGGAGAAGAGCUUUCAGGAUUGAGCAUCAAUGACCUCCAAAAUCUGGAAAAUCAGCUCGAGAAGAGUUUGAAAGGAGUGCGAAUCAAGAAGGAACAAACUCUGAGUGAGGAGAUCAAAGAGUUAAACAUGAAGGGAAACCUCAUUCAACAAGAAAACAUUGAACUACACAAGAAGAUACACGUUGUAAGUCAAGAGAAUGCAGAGUUACAGAAAAAGGUCUAUGGCCCAGAGAGAAUAAGUGCAGUGAAUGGUGCUCUUAAAGAAUAUGAUGCGAAAGCAGCAAUAAACCUCGAGCUCAGUCAAUCACAAAGUGAGAAUAGGAAGAAGCCAGAUGUGAACUUGGGGCUUCAACUGCAUUAGAGUUGGUGAGUUUACCAGCUCCAUAACGAAAUUUACCCGAAUUUCAGACUUUGAAGAACCAGGUUCAAACACUGGUAGAAGAAUUGUAAAGUGACAGGAUGGAUUCACAGAUCUGUUUGAUGAAAUAUGUCAAUAUGAUUUACUGUUUUUAGAAGAUACACUAGGAAGCUAUGUAAAGUUAUAAUAUAUGGUGAGGAGAGAGAAAAAUAAAUCUUCUAAGAAACUCUAUAGCUAAAGCCAUGGUUGAUUUUUGUAUAUUAUCGAUACCCUAAAUAACUGAG
Molecule: messenger RNA, 1095 nt
Organism: Salvia splendens (bonfire salvia)
Lineage: Eukaryota; Viridiplantae; Streptophyta; Magnoliopsida; Lamiales; Lamiaceae
Product: MADS-box transcription factor 23-like
Exons: 9
Coding region: 122-814 (230 amino acids)
Biological process (GO): positive regulation of transcription by RNA polymerase II
Cellular component (GO): nucleus
Molecular function (GO): protein dimerization activity; RNA polymerase II transcription regulatory region sequence-specific DNA binding; DNA-binding transcription factor activity
Source: RefSeq, a predicted model, not a curated record